AUGAAGCUCAAAUUUAUUCGUAACGGUACGAUUACAGUCACGGAAUUAGAACCUAGCUUUGAAUUUCAUCAACUUCUUUCUGCGGUUCAGGGCUUGUAUCAUCUCACUGCAGAGGCAGUACUAACAAUGAAAUGGAUCGAUGAUGAAGGUGAUCCUUGCAUGUUAACUAGUGAUGCGGAACUCAAGGAAGCAAUCCGACUUUACCACAUUAAUAAAGAACCCUUCCUUGCUAUUCAUGUCAAAAUGUAUCGUCGCGGUGCCAAGCGUUGGAAUAAGAAGUUUUACCAUCUAAAGGGUCAUAACUUUCUCGCUCGACGCUUUAAUAAAAAUGCAGUGUGCGCCUACUGUGGGGACAGGAUAUGGGGGCUGGGACAGCAGGGCUAUAAGUGCAAUGCUUGCAAACUACUCAUCCACAAGCGUUGUGCCCCUUCUGUCGACUUCCAAUGUGGUGAGGUCCCACCUACCCAUGAAGUUGUGCGACAGCGUCCUGUUACUGUCAGUGGUGCUGGGACUGAUGAAAUGCUUGUAUCUGAUGGAAUUCAAAACAACGCUUUUCUGUUAUCAGGUCGAGAAAUGAAUCGCAGCACCGCUUUAGAGCACAAGAACAGGCAGCUGACCAAGGUUGAAGGGGAUGGUGUGGUGAUUCCUCAGAUUCCCACCAAAUCAGAGCAAGUAGGCUUAGACCACUUUAAACUCCUCCGCGUUAUCGGUCGUGGUAGCUAUGCAAAGGUCUUCCAGGUAGAGUACAAGCCCACAUCCAAGAUCUACGCCAUGAAGGUCAUUAAAAAGGAAAUUAUCACUGAUGAGGAGGAUAUUGACUGGGUGCAAACCGAGAAACAUGUCUUCGAAAUUGCAAGUAAUCAUCCGUUCUUGGUGGGCCUUCACUCCUGUUUCCAGACUCCGAGCCGGCAAGAGGGCAUCUCUGAGACCAACCUCACCUCUACCUUCUGUGGGACUCCGAAUUAUAUCGCACCCGAGAUUCUCCGCAGUGAAAGCUACAGUUUUAGCGUAGACUGGUGGGCUCUGGGUGUACUGAUGUUUGAGAUGGUCUCCGGACGAUCUCCAUGGGAGGGCAUAGGAUCCUCCAACAACCCCGACCAAAAUACCGAAGAAUACCUUUUCCAAGGUACUGUUUACCAUUCUGCUCUGUAUCGAUCAAACAUCUCUUGUUAA
Molecule: messenger RNA, 1173 nt
Organism: Hydatigera taeniaeformis
Lineage: Eukaryota; Metazoa; Platyhelminthes; Cestoda; Cyclophyllidea; Taeniidae
Source: the annotation of a GenBank genome assembly